Dipodomys spectabilis (banner-tailed kangaroo rat) is the source of this 4087-nucleotide messenger RNA. It is a transcript of the gene Tbcd, whose product is annotated as tubulin folding cofactor D. The coding region runs from base 1 to 3927 and encodes 1308 amino acids. Gene Ontology annotation, cellular component: lateral plasma membrane. The transcript has 39 exons. Gene Ontology annotation, biological process: tubulin complex assembly; post-chaperonin tubulin folding pathway; microtubule cytoskeleton organization. The record is from RefSeq and is a predicted model, not a curated record. Gene Ontology annotation, molecular function: beta-tubulin binding; GTPase activator activity. Lineage: Eukaryota; Metazoa; Chordata; Mammalia; Rodentia; Heteromyidae.
AUGCCCGCCUCCCUCGUCACCCCGCGCGACCGGCGCCUGCGCGCUCGCGUCGGCCCUGGCCCGCGGGUUCCGGGUGGGGCCUGCCAGGAGGCGGCUCCGCUUUCCCUGGGCCACGGGAAGGCGUACGCAUGCGUUCUGAGCGCGCUGCGUCGCCUCGCCGCUCCGCGCGUGCUCUCUGGGCGCUCGGCACGCCCUGCAGGGGUCAGAGGCCGCGGGGCGGGGCCGGCAGCGGCUGGCGCGCUUCUCUGCAGCAGCGGCUCGGCGGGAGCGGCGCGGAGCUCGCCGGCGCCGGCCUCCCCGAGCGGCCCGCGCUCCGGAAUGGCCCUCGGCGAGGCGCCGUCCCCGGGCGCCGCGGAGGCGGCGGCGGCGGAGGAGGAGGACGCGCCCGGCCGCGGCGCCUCCCUGGAAGCCUUCGGCGAGAGCGCGGCGGUCCGCGCGCUGCUGGGCCGCCUGCGGGAGCUGCACGGCGAGCCCGUGCUGCGGGAGGUGGCGGAGCAGCAGUUCCGCGUGAUUAUGAAUAAAUACCAAGAGCAGCCUCACCUGUUGGACCCACACCUUGAGUGGAUGAUGAACUUGCUGUUGGACAUAGUACAAGAUAAGACUUCUCCAACUUCCCUCAAAAACCUGGCGUUUAAGUUUCUUUACAUCAUCACCAAGGUUCGAGGAUAUAAAGUAUUUCUUCGUUUAUUUCCUCAUGAAGUAGCUGAUGUACAGUCUGUGUUAGAUAUGUUCACAGAUCAGAACCCCAAAGAUCAUGAGGCAUGGGAAACCCGAUAUAUGCUGUUACUGUGGCUCUCUGUGACCUGCCUGAUUCCUUUUGAUUUUUCACGUCUUGACGGGAACCUUCUUACUCAACCGGGGGAAACACGAAUGCCCAUAAUGGACCGUAUUCUGCAAAUUGCAGAGUCUUACUUGGUUGUCAGCGACAAGGCACGAGAUGCAGCUGCUGUCCUUGUUUCUAAGUUUAUCACGCGCCCUGAUGUCCGAGAGAGGAAGAUGGCUAGCUUCCUGGACUGGAGCCUGUGCACCUUGGCCCACUCCUUCCAGACUGCAGAGGGCACCUCUGCCACCGAUGGGAUGCUGCAAGCUCUGGCUCAAAUAUUUAAGCAUGGAAAACGUGAAGACUGUCUACCUUAUGCCAGCACGGUCCUCCAGUGCCUUGACAGGUGCAGACUCCCCGAGUGCAGCCAGACCAAGCUGCGGAAGCUGGGCGUGAAGCUUGUGCAGCGUCUCGGGCUCACCUUCCUGAAGCCGAAGGUGGCGACGUGGAGGUAUCAGCGUGGCAGCCGGUCUUUGGCUGCCAAUCUGAAGCUCUGCACCCAGGAUCAAGGUGAGCAGAAGCCACCGACUGACAGCGUGGCGUCUGAUGCUGAGGAGGACUAUGACAUCCCAGAGGGGGUGGAGAGUGUGAUAGAACAGCUUCUGGUUGGGUUGAAGGACAAUGACACGGUGGUGCGGUGGUCUGCAGCCAAAGGAAUUGGCAGGAUGGCUGGAAGGCUUCCCAAAGAGCUGGCAGACGACGUGGUGGGGUCUGUGCUGGACUGUUUCAGUUUUCAGGAGAUGGACAAGGCAUGGCAUGGUGGAUGUCUGGCACUUGCUGAACUUGGUAGACGAGGCCUGUUACUCCCCUUGCGACUCUCAGAGGUGGUCACCGUGAUCCUGAAGGCACUGACCUACGACAAGAAAUGCGGUACCUGCAGCGUGGGUGCCAAUGUCAGGGAUGCCGCCUGCUAUGUGUGCUGGGCCUUUGCACGAGCCUAUGAUCCGCAGGAGCUGCGACCCUUUGUCACUUCCAUUUCCAGUGCCCUACUCAUUGUUACAGUUUUUGACCGAAGCGUGAACUGCAGAAGAGCAGCAUCUGCUGCCUUCCAGGAGAAUGUGGGGAGACAGGGCACUUUCCCUCAUGGAAUUGAUAUUUUGACUACAGCUGACUAUUUUGCAGUGGGCAGCAUAUCUAACUGUUUCCUAGUUAUAAGUGUGUUUAUUGCUGGCUUUCCAGAAUACACCCAGUCACUGAUAGAUCAUCUCGUCACCAUGAAAGUCAACCACUGGGAUAGAGCCAUUCGAGAGCUUUCAGCCAAGGCGCUGCACAACCUGGUCCCGCGAGCGCCCGAGUACAGUGCUGCUCAUGUGUUUCCAGCCCUGCUGUUGAUGACAUCGACUUCAGAUCUGCACACACGGCAUGGGGCCAUUCUGGCCUGUGCAGAAGUUGUCUAUGCCCUGUAUAAGCUGGCAGCUCAGAGAGACAGGCCUGUCACCGACUACCUCGACGAGAAGGUGGUGCAAGGCCUCAAGCAGAUCCACCAGCAGCUUUAUGAUCGUCAUCUCUACAGGGGCCUGGGAGGAGAGCUCAUGAGACAAGCAGUGUGCGUUUUAAUACAGAACUUGUCACUUUCCAGAAUGCCCUUUAAAGGUGACCCUGUCAUAGAUGGCUGGCAGUGGCUGAUAGAUGACACUCUGAGAAGUCUCUACCUUAUUUCAACCCAGUCUAGACAGCAGAUCAAGGACACAGCUGUUGCGGCCCUAGCCGCCCUUUCCAGAGAAUACUACAGGAAGGGCCCUAGGGAGGCAGGCCCUGCCGUUGCUGGGGAACUGAUCUCACAGUACCUCGCCCAGCUCCGGAGCCCUGAAGAAAUGACUCGCUGUGCCUUCUCAUCAGCCUUGGGUGGCCUCCCCCGCUUCCUUCUAAGUGGCCGUCUGCAGCAGGUGCUUGCUGGCUUGAGAGCCGUCACCUGCAUUUCGCCCCAGGACGUGAGCUUUGCCGAGGCCAGGAGGGACGGCCUGAGGGCCAUCUUGAGCAUUUGCCAGACGGUUGGUGUAAAAGCAGAGGGGCCUGCAGAUGAAGUUGUGUGCAGAGAGAAUGUUUCUGAGAUUUACACUGCACUACUGGACUGCAUGCGUGACUAUACCACAGACAACAGAGGAGACGUGGGGUCCCGUGUCCGUGAGGCGGCCAUGACCGGCAUAUUGGACCUGGUGCUCCUGUUGGUGCAGGUGCAGCCCUCCCUGCUUGAGGCCCCUGUGUGUGAGAGCUUUCUGUGCUCACUCGCCCGGCAGGCCAGCGAGAAGAUUGACCGGGUUCGUGCUCAUGCUGCCCGUGUGUUUGUGACGCUCCUGCAUUUUGACAGCCCCCCCAUCCCCCACGUGCCCCACCGCGGGGAGCUGGAGGCGCUGUUUCCCAGAUCCGCCAUGGCCUCUGUGAACUGGAACGCCCCUUCGCAGGCAUUCCCUCUCAUCACCCAGCUCCUGGGGCUGCCCACCUACCGCCACCACGUGCUGCUGGGGCUGGCAGUGUCUGUGGGCGGCUUGACGGAAUCGACGGUCAGGCAUUCCACUCAGAGCCUCUUUGAGUACAUGAAGGGGAUUCAGAGAGACCCACAAGCCCUGGGGGCCUUUGCUGAGAGCAUCCUGCGCGUCUUUGAGGACAACCUCCUGAAUGACCGGGUAUCUGUAUCACUACUGAAGAUGUUGGACCAAAUGCUGGCCAAUGGGUGCUUUGACAUUUUCACCACUGAGGAAAACCACCCCUUCUGUGUACAGCUGCUUGCACUUUGUAAGGAGGAGAUCAAGAAGUCCAAAGACAUCCAGAAACUACGCUCAAGCAUUGCAGUGCUCUGUGGGAUGGUGCAAUUCCACGGCGACGUGAGGAACAAGGUCCUUCUGCAGCUCUUGCUUCUCCUCUGCCACUCAUUCCCCGUGGUCCGGAAGUCGGCAGCAAGCCAGAUCUAUGAGAUGGUGCUCACCUACAGCAACGUGGUGGCAGAUGACGUUGUGGACGAGGUCAUGCUUGUGCUCAGUGACACGGCCUGGGAUGCCAAGCUGGCCGUGGUGAGGGAGCGGCGGAAUCACCUGUGUGACCUCCUCGCUGUGCCCAGACCCCAGCUGGUACCCAAGCAUGCUGCUGCUGAGGCUGGUCCUGGGAACUGAGCCCUCAACCUGCUGGCUGUGUUGGCUGCCUUGCACCCUGGAACAUGGAGAAAGCCAGUGCCGAACAGCGGCCGCUGCGCUGUGCUCUAGUGACCACAAGGCCUGAGCUGCUUCUGCUGUUCCCACAGAUGCAUUUCCCAUAAAAUCAUGUGCCCACGCG